AUGGAAAACCCCACUCCCUUCUCUGAGGCCCCGAAGGUCGUGCUUGAUAAGCUGACCGCAUCUUUGGUUCCAGAGUACGUGGAGUUCCUUGUUUCACAAGACCCUGAGGUGCUUAGUGCACGUGUUCAAGGCUUUAUGCAGUAUGAAGCGACCCUUCCAGGGCAUGUCCAAGACCAAGUAGCUUCGGCUGUGCCUACACGCUAUGUGUCUGUCCCAGACGAAGAUGCUGGGCCUCUUCCACUUUGA
Molecule: messenger RNA, 246 nt
Organism: Peronospora matthiolae
Lineage: Eukaryota; Oomycota; Peronosporomycetes; Peronosporales; Peronosporaceae
Source: the annotation of a GenBank genome assembly